This is a messenger RNA of Phoenix dactylifera (date palm), 2246 nucleotides long. RefSeq names its product tonoplast dicarboxylate transporter-like. NCBI's taxonomy places the organism in Eukaryota, Viridiplantae, Streptophyta, Magnoliopsida, Arecales, Arecaceae. Gene Ontology annotation, molecular function: transmembrane transporter activity. Gene Ontology annotation, cellular component: plasma membrane. The record is from RefSeq and is a predicted model, not a curated record. Gene Ontology annotation, biological process: transmembrane transport.
GAUGAGCUGGAUUAAGGAAGCAAUUGAAUUGGUGACGCACAAACUUUAUCUCCUGGCUUUUGGAAGUCCGCUUGGACCUUCUCCUAGGAAGGAAAAACAGAGCUUUUAAAACUCUCUUCAAUACAAUGACUCCGAGUUAAACCUCCAAUUCAAGGGAAAAGUAUAAGACUGGACACAUCCAACAAACUUUUCCUCCAUUUGUUUAGGUGAUUCCAAGCAAUUCAUGAGCACAAAUCAAAACCACCCAGAGGUCAUCUCUCUUCAAUAACCUAUAAAGGAGAGAUCUUUAGAAAGCCAAACCACAACCAACAACCAGCUCUCUCUCUCUCUCUCUCUCUGUCUCUCUCUCUCUCAAAUGGCUAAUCACGCAUUGAAUCCAAGCUCAGACGAUCCCAAAGCACCACUCCUCCCCCUCCAUGAGCCUCCAGAGAGCUCCCACCACACUCCCAAAUCAAUUCUCACCUCCAAAACGCUCUCCAUUAUCUCGGGCCCUCUAGUAUGCAUGCUCAUAUUCUUCUUUGUCGACCUCAAUGGAAAGCAUGCAAGCCGAAACAUGCUCGCCGUCCUCUCAUGGGUGUUCUUGUGGUGGCUCACGGAAGCCGUCCCUAUGGCUGUCACGUCCAUGUCUCCUCUCUUCCUCUUCCCCAUCUUCGGGAUCGCCUCGGCCGACGAUGUUGCGAAGUCUUACAUGGAUGAUAUCAUCUCUCUCGUGCUCGGCAGCUUCAUAUUGGCAUUGGCCGUCGAGCACUACAACAUCCACCGCCGGCUAGCUCUGAAAAUAACCUCAUUGUUCUGUGGAGACCCUCUGAAACCACCAUUACUUCUACUCGGGAUCUGCGGCACCACUGCGUUCGUGAGCAUGUGGAUGCAUAACACCGCAGCAGCAAUGAUGAUGAUCCCGGUGGCCACCGGAGUGCUGCAGAGGCUCCCCGACGGGGACUCGGUCCACCCGGACGUCAGGCGGUUCUGCAAGGCAGUGAUACUUGGAGUAAUCUAUUCGGCAGCGAUCGGAGGAAUGAGCACCUUGACGGGAACAGGAGUUAAUCUCAUCUUGGUGGGGAUGUGGGAGAGCUACUACCCUCAGGAGAAGCCCAUCAGCUUCAGCUCUUGGUUCCUUUUUGGGUUCCCUCUGGCUCUAGUCCUCUUCUUUGCCCUGUGGGGUAUCCUCUGUCUUCUCUACUGUUCAAAGAAUUCAGCGAAGGCACUUUCUGCUUACAUGGAUAGAGCUCACCUGAAGAGGGAGCUUGAGCUACUAGGUCCUAUGGCUUUUGCUGAGAAGAUGGUUUUAACCGUGUUCGGAUUGCUCGUAGUUCUAUGGAUGACAAGAAGCCUAACAAAUGAUGUCCCCGGAUGGGGGGCUCUGUUUCAGGAUCGUGUGGGUGAUGGAAGUGUCAGCGUGAUGAUGGCAACCUUAUUAUUCAUAAUUCCAAACAAAAAGAACGAGGGAGAGAAGCUAAUGGACUGGAACAAGUGCAAGAAGCUCCAGUGGAACAUCAUUCUCCUCCUCGGUGCAGGUUUUGCAAUUGCCCAAGGUGUUCAAACUAGCGGCCUUGCUGAUGUGAUCUCUGCAAACUUGGACUUCCUCGAGACCGCCCCAUCCUUGGCAAUUGCACCACUGGUUUGUCUAGUGAGUGGGACGAUUACAGAAUUCGCAUCGAACAAUGCUACGACCACACUUGUACUCCCUCUUCUCGUCGAGCUAGCUCAGUCCAUGAGGGUACACCCUCUCCUCCUGAUGGUCCCAGGAGCCAUUGGAGCUCAGUUUGCAUUCCUUCUCCCCACAGGCACUCCUUCAAACAUUGUGGGGUUUACAACCGGGCACAUCGAUAUUAAGGAUAUGAUCAAGACCGGAGUGCCGCUAAAGAUUGUCGGCAUUGGUGUGCUAUCCCUGCUGAUGCCUACUUUGGGGACACUUGUUUUCGAGACCAACAAACAAGGAUGAGAACAAUGCCAAGCUCGAUUCUCUUUCAUGGUGCCACUUCAUGCACGUCCAUGGCAGAUGAAGCUGUUAGUUCUAUGAAGAGCCCUUUGCUGUAAUCUAUUCCUUCUUCUUAGGAAAACAGUAGUUAUAACUUACAUGUCCAGAGUUCCUAGAUCUCCUUGAGUGGAAGUGGGGGCUUGCUCUGUUGGAAUAUUUCAACAAUUUUUAUGCAUCAGCCAAGGAGCAUUAAUAUUUUGCUUCUGUACAUUUGUGUCUUAUCCAUUUUGAAUUAAACAAGUGGUGGUUAAUUAACUACCUUGUUAAA